This is a messenger RNA of Ectocarpus siliculosus, 2275 nucleotides long. The record is from the annotation of a GenBank genome assembly. NCBI's taxonomy places the organism in Eukaryota, Phaeophyceae, Ectocarpales, Ectocarpaceae.
AUGCGAGGAGUCGGCGCUCACCCCGACGACGACGUGCGAGGCGCACAAGACCGAGGCGUGCCGGACAGCUUAGACCCCUGCGGGAGAUGUGGAGAAGCGGUCAGGUUCAUGGAGUUCGGGAACAACCAGUUUUACGGGUGCAGCAGCCACCCUCUGUGCAAGGCGACCAGAAAGAGCCGCAAGAACGGCGCCGUGGUCGAACUCAUAGCAGAGGAGACGCGGCCGGAUGCCGACGCCGCAUCUUCAUCCGGCGAAGGUCUUUCCUCGGUCUUGGAAGAGGCGGAUCCGACCGGAAUCAACAGGUGCCAUCUAUGCGUCAAGGUACGCGGUGGGCACAUCGGAGGGGCUGCGCAGGCGGCGUGGCAGUUGCUCCGUAGGAACGGCAUCGUGCCGACGAGGGAACACGGGGGCGCCGCCAAUGGCGGCGGAGGCGGUAUCAGCAACAGCGGGACCAACGCCGGCGGUGUGAGCGGGGCGGCGACGGUGGGGACAGAAGAUCUGAAGGCUGUGCUGGAGUUGGGCGCGAGGGAUGCCGUUCGACGGCUGCUGAACCAGGAGAGGAUGUCCUACCGAGACGUCCCUCAGACCACCUACAGCCGCCUCAUGGCCUCCGAAGCGGGAAAGAAGCCGCCGUCCCCUUCUCAGGCGAGGUCGGGCAAGGGCUGGGCGAGCAAGGACGCGGCGGGUCGCCUCGAGCCGCGAGAGCCCUGUGAGGUGCUGCUGUACACCCUCCCCGCCGGGCUGAGAGAGACCCUGCUGCCCUUCCAGCGAGACGGCGUGCUGUACGGCCUGAGGAGGAGAGGGCGGUGCCUCAUCGCGGACGAGAUGGGCACCGGGAAGACUCUGCAAGCGUUGGGCGUGAUGGGCUGCUACAGGGAGGACUGGCCUUUGCUCAUCGUGGCCCCUGCCAGCAUGCGCCUCAUGUGGGCUGAGGAGGUGGAGCGGUGGUACCCCUUUCUAGCCCCAUCCGAGAUUCAUCUCAUCAAGGGAAACAAGGACAAGCUCUACCUCACCAAUGUCAGCAGGCACCUGUGGCCACGCGUCGUGGUGGUGUCGUACUUCAUGCUGAGGAUGCUGUCCGCCAGCGUUGGGAAGGGGGAUUGGAAGGCGGUGAUCUUCGACGAGAGCCACAUGAUCUCCACCAGCCUCGGCGGCGAGAGCGCGCAGUCGCAGCAGGUGACGGUGUGCAGGCAAGUGGCCGGAAGGGCUAAGAGGGUGGUCAUGCUCUCCGGAACUCCUUCUCUAUCCAAGCCCUUCGACCUCUUCAACCAGGUUGAGGCGCUUUCCCCGGGGCUGCUGGGCCGUGCACCCCUGCUCAAGGCAAAGCAAGGCUUCGCGGCCAGCUACUGCGGGGGAACCAUGAGGGGGCAGAUGUCGAGGGGCGGGCACGUGAACCGCGUGCCGUUCAUCAGCGGCAGCGAGUAUCCCGACGAGCUGCACCUGCUGCUGAGGAACGAGGUCAUGAUCAGGCGGCUCAAGGCCAACGUCGUGAACCAGCUCCCUCCUCUCAGGCAAGCCAGUUUUUUUCUUUUUUUUCUCUCUUAACGCGUCGUUUUGUUUUCUUCGUUCUCGUUUUUGAAGGCUCCAUGGCCUGUUGUUCUCAAGGCCAUCGUCGAAAGCGGCUCCUUCCUCUCAGGCAAGCAAGGUUUUUGUUUUUUGUUCUUCUCUUAGCGCGUCGUUUUGUUUUCUUCGUUCUCGUUUUCAAGGCUCCAAAACCUGUUGUGCUUAAAGCCAUCGUCGAAAGCGGCUCCUUCCUCUCGGGCUACUGGCGUGCCGCUCCGGAUGUAGUACGCGGUCCUGAUCACGCCGCGACCAUUGCUUUGCUAUUAUUACACCUGCCUUGAUUUGUCACCAUUUCCGCCACGUUGUGUCUUUAAAACUCUCAGAAGGAUCGUGGUCCGAGUGGGAGAGAGCGGGGAGGCUCUGAAACGGGCGCUGAAAGAAGGUGCGUAUAUCUUACUCUUUUUUGAGAACCAGAAACUGGUACCAAUUCGCACUCGGUGCCGGCUUCACUUUCGUAACACUUGGUAUUCUGCUCUGCUACUUGUUCGGUAAGCACAGCAGUAUUUCUUGUCUUUUUCCACCGCAAGGGCGCAUGCACUCGUCCCUCUAGGUCACGUUCACUGCUAUGCUCCAACCCCUGAGGUAAGUUUCGUCCGUUCGUGUGAGAACACCGUCAGCUCCACCCUCCUGCUUGCGUGUAUGUGUGGCGUGUGUCAUGACAUUUUGUAGCGUAGGGAUGCAUGCCAUCGUCAUGUUCCGGGAAACCCUGUCG